CAUCCAAAGGCGCAAACAAAUUCCUCCUGACGAGUACAUCGCCACUCUGGAACCUCGCCCAACACACCUUGGCACCUCCCCCAAGGACUACGGGAACUCGACACCUAUUGCGCUAAAGCGCCCGUCUCUUCAAAAUGCCAGAGCAAGCCGCCGUGGCGGGCCGCCCGGCUGGCCAGCCGCAGCAGCGGCAGGAGGGCUCCUUUAUCAAUAAAAUCUUGCAGAUGGUGGCCAUGUAUGUGGCCAUGCAGUUCGUCAUGAAGCAGUUCUUCCCCAACCAGCAGGCUGGCCAGAUCAUCAAGGACGGCGACGGCAAAAUCGUCGAGGUCCCGAACACCGGUGACAUCCCUCCGUAUCAGACCCGCCCAGACCGGCUCGACGAGGGCGCCUCGUGGAACCCCAAUCCCAUGCGUGCCGCUCCCAUCUGGCCGCCCAGCAGCAAGCUUGAUGUCGUCGUCACCGUCUCCGACUCCUUUAUCCCCUCGCCCCUCGCCUCGACCCCCGAGAGCAAGAUCGUGCUGGAGGAGAAGGGGUUUACGCUAGGCAACUGGACCGACAAGCGUACGGCCGAGACCGUGAUUGACGUUCCUACCACGGUCCAGCGCAACGGGACACUAUGGGGCCAUUUCUACGUUGGACUCGCCGGGAGCGUGCUGGACCCAAAGCAGAAGGGCUUCGACCCCGGCUCGGCUUACCACUUCACCUUCCCCUUAACCCAGUACAUCGCCAAGAAAAAGGUCAAGAAGCUGCGGAGUCUCCUGGCCAAGCAGAACGAGACCGAGUCGCCCGACGCCGAGGCGGCCGAGGAGGACAACCAACCCUCUGUCCCUGUGGUCGGCAACUACUACCACCCCAACGCCAGCCUGUCCUUCAUCCCUGACACGGGUGUCCUGCUGCUCGCGCAGACUCCCGUCUCGGCGCGACAGUUUGUCAACCUCGAGGCCACCGGCGCGCGCGACGGCUCGGGCCAGCACACUUGGUACUAUCCCAUCCUGUUUGUCAACACCUUUUGGCAGCUCAAGUCCCACAUGAUGCAGCUCAACGAGACGGUCAAGACGCUGCCCGUGCGUAUCGACCUGAACAACCUGGCCAACUGGAAGUUCACCACCUUGUCCUCCAUCGAGCUCAACUCGCGCGAGGCGGCCAAGACGGCGGCGUGGGGAGGCUCCCUGCCCGGCGGCGGCGACGGCACCGAGAUCGAGAUGGUCAAGGAGAUACUUCUGGACACGAACCCAAUCUUGCUCGGUAUCACAACUGUCGUGACCAUCCUUCACCUCAUCUUCGAGACGCUAGCCUUCACGUCGGACGUGGCGCACUACCGCAAGAAGAAGGACAACGUUGGCAUCUCGGUGCGCACCAUCCUGGCCAACGUCUUCAUGCAGGCCAUCAUCUUCCUCUACCUGCUGGACAACUCCCAAAAUACGAGCUGGAUGAUCCUCGGGUCGCAGGGCGUCGGGAUCCUUAUCGAGCUCUGGAAGGUCACGACGGUUGUCAACGUGCGAGUGCGCGAGGCGCCCGGGUCACUGCUGCCGUACCGCGUCGUGUUUGAGGAUAAGCACAAGCUGAGCGACACUGAGGAGAAGACCAAGGAGUAUGACGAGAUCGCCUUCAAGUACAUGUACAUGGCCGGAGUGCCACUGCUCAUUGCGUACGCCGUCUACUCGGUCAUGUACGAGGAGCACAAGGGCUGGUACUCGUUCAUCAUCACGACGCUGGUGGGGUCCGUGUAUGCAUAUGGGUUCCUGAUGAUGGUGCCGGCACUCUACAUCAACUACCGACUCAAGAGCGUGGCACACAUGCCGGCCAAGGCCAUGAUGUACAAGUUCCUCAACACCUUCAUCGACGACCUGUUCGCCUUCACCAUCAAGAUGCCCUUCCUGCACCGCCUGUCGACCUUCCGCGAUGACAUCAUUUUCUUUAUCUACAUCUAUCAGCGCUGGGCCUACCGCAUCGACUACACCCGUGUCAACGAGUUCGGUCAGGGCGGAGAGGACGAAACCGAGGCGGUUAAGAAGGACGAGGGCAAGGCGCUGCCACCCGUAGAUGAAGAUGCAGCGAAGAGCCCGGAGGGUGGUGAUGGGAAGGCCAGCGGCGCGGACGCCGGGGCUGCCAAGGCCGUGAAGAGGAAAUGAAGGUGAUUGAUUGCAUGCCAAAAUUUCUUAGAAAACGAGGCGUAUCGAUUAGAUGGAUUCUCAAUCUUUAGCUCCAGUACCAAACCCAACACGAUGAUAAGUGUGCUCAUAUCUGGACGCACGCAUGGCGCCCCUAAUUUGUCCUUUCUGUCCCCCUCCUUCUCUCCUCGGCCUCGUCCAGGUCACACGGUAAUUCUGC
Messenger RNA from Gaeumannomyces tritici R3-111a-1, 2328 nucleotides. Its product is annotated as ClpTM1 domain-containing protein. The record is from RefSeq and is a predicted model, not a curated record. The coding region runs from base 135 to 2129 and encodes 664 amino acids. The transcript has 2 exons. Gene Ontology annotation, cellular component: membrane; endomembrane system. Lineage: Eukaryota; Fungi; Ascomycota; Sordariomycetes; Magnaporthales; Magnaporthaceae.